This is a messenger RNA of Aspergillus costaricaensis CBS 115574, 1650 nucleotides long. RefSeq lists its product as uncharacterized. The record is from RefSeq and is a predicted model, not a curated record. The transcript is spliced from 6 exons. The coding region runs from base 1 to 1650 and encodes 549 amino acids. Lineage: Eukaryota; Fungi; Ascomycota; Eurotiomycetes; Eurotiales; Aspergillaceae.
AUGAGCCUCCACCAAGAUUACUCCACUUCCUCGGAAUUCCCACCGUCACAGAUAACUGCACCUAUAGAUGUCGGAUCACAUAUCGUUCACCGGGAUGGGUUGGUCAAGGAGCUCAUCGCUCGAAUGAAGGCAUUUCAUAUUGUUCGAGUGAGGGGGACUCCUGCUUCGGGUAAGACAACCAUCGUGAAUCUACUAGCCAACAAGCUACUUGACUGUGAUCCAAAGACUCCUCUUUACGUCAUGUCUGGUUGGGAUGUAGAUAUGGUAACGAGAGCAAAGGGCUGGGCCGGUUAUCUCGAGCAGCGAACUGGUGUCCAUGGCCGCUCCUGGCUGACACAACGAGGGUAUCUCCUUAUCGAUGAGGCCCAACAAUCAUAUUGGGACGUCGCGCUAUGGGCGGAUUUGUUCAAAGCUGUUGACCCAUCAUCUCAACCUUACAUUGUACUGUUCAUGUCUUACGGCUCUCCAGAUAGGGGCUUUUCGGGUUUCGAGCGAAAACAUAUGGCGACGCCAAUGAUAUUCGGUGAGGGACAAGAAAUAUCACUUAGGCCCGAUAUCAAUAUCCAAUCACCCUGGAAACCUGUGGGUUUAUUAAUGGAGGGGAAUGAAGCCAUUCAAGUUAUUGAAAGAUGUGCGCCACAGGUGAUACCAAACUGCGGGCCUCUUCUGACGCCAGAUUUAAAGCAAGGCUUGUUCAAAAGCAGCAGUGGACAUGUAGGGCUCAUCAAAUCUCUGGUCCUAGCUCUGAGGUCCCUACCAGUACUCUCCAAAGAAGUGCGAAACCGCAGACCACUAGAAUGGCAAACAAUCAGCACAGCCUUUUUCAGUGACCCAAUGGGGUUUUUCCGAUGUCUUCGAAAUCUCCCAUUCUCUAGAGGUCUGCCGCCAGCACGGAUUCUUCAAAUACCUAAUGUCGCCGCUGUGCUUAAGGAAGCCAUUGCUUCUGAUGGGAUCCUUACAUCCAGCUUCGCGGGUACAACUAAGGAGGCACAAGAAGGUCUCGAACAUAUCUUAGCCAACGGAUGGCUUCAUGCAGAGAUUUGCGAUGGAGGAGAGCGAUACAUAUUCGCAAGUCAAAUUCACCGUUGGUAUUGCCAGUGUCUUUUCUCCGAGAAACGCCCUGAUAACCAACUUGAUCACGACACUCCUUUACAGCUAGCGCUCGACGUUAUCAGAGGAUUCCAGCCAUGUCAGCUAGCACAUGCGCCUCGUUCGUUAGCAGGUAGUUCCCGGCCACUGGAAGACCAGUAUCAGAAGGAGUUUUAUCGCUGUCUCUUCCCUUUACUGGAUGGGCAUGUUGUCGUGUCUCCCGAGUUCGUGGUUCAUUCGGAUACUAAAGGUGGAACAAUUGACUUCCUUAUUACCCAGAAGAAGUGGGGGUUGGAACUCCUCAGAGAACGUGACCGGCUUCAAGAGCACAUGGACAGGUUCAAGCCAAAUGGACAAUAUUCCACCCUAAUCGAAGAAGGCCGGAUGGACGACUAUAUAGUUCUCGACUUUACCACUACAAUGCCACGAAAACCCCAUCCAGAGUUCCAGAACCGUUUAUACCACAUUGUAUUAUCGGGAAAAUAUCGGGACGUCUCAGUGAUCAAUGGAUGGGAUCUUCGAGUAGUUGACGCCUUUGUCUUGAUGGAUAAUAGAAAUUAG